UUCUCUCUCUGGUUUUCAUCAGCUUCUCUCGCUCUCUUUCUCUCGUUCUCACGAUGAAUUGGGCACCGAUCUGAUCGGGUUUCGAAACCCUAAUCAUCUGCUCAACUCCUCCGAUCAUCGGCUCUCGGACGGUACAAUCUUUGUUGGAAUCGGUGGACAUUUGGGUGGGUUUUGAUCCGAAUUCUUUUUCGGAAACCCUACCCGUGGUUUAUCGGGGAUUUUGAUUGCCGGGGGCUUUGUUCCCGGGGAUGCUAGUUCAGAGAUGAAGUUCAAGAGGAGAAGGGCUCUCGAAGUGCCACCCAAAAUAGAAUCCUUUAUUAGCGUUGUUGUUGCAACUCCUCUUGAGAAUAUUGAAGAACCAUUAAAAGGUUUUGCCUGGGAAUUUGAUAAGGGUGAUUUUCAUCAUUGGUUUGAACUUUUUAAUCAUUUUGACUCUUACUUUGAGAAAUACAUAAAGUCAAGGAAAGAUUUGCAACUUGAGGACAACUUUUUGAAAGCAGAUUCCCCUUUUCCUAGGGAGGCUGUUCUUCAGAUUCUCCGAGUUACAAGGAUUAUUUUAGAGAAUUGCACAAACAAACAUUUCCAUAGUUCUUAUGAGCAGCAUUUGCUAUCGCUUUUAGCCUCAACUGAUGCAGAUAUUGUUGAGGCAAGCCUUCAGACUUUGACUGCAUUUUUGAAGAAAACAGUUGGGAAAUCUUGCUUACGAGAUUCUUCCCUCACUUCAAAGCUAUUUACCUUCUCACAAGGUUGGGGAAAUAAGGAAGAAGGCCUUGGAUUGAUAGCAUGCUCUGUUGAAAAUGGUUGUGAUCCAACUGCUGCUGAGAUUGGUUCCACACUCCAUUUUGAAUUCUAUGAAGUUUGCGAUACAUCACAUGAACAUAAUGUUGGAAGGCCAAUGAACCAGGGGUUGCAAGUCAUUCAUGUGCCAAACUCCACUUUGCAAGGAGAGAAUGAUCUUGAACUUCUGCAUAAAUUGGUGCAUGACUACAAUGUACCUUCCAAUUUACGGUUCUCUCUUCUGACAAGAUUACGGCUUGCAAAAGUUUUUGGCUCUUUACCUGCUCGACGGCAAUACAUUCGUAUCCGGUUAUAUGCCUUCAUAGUACUUGUUCAAGCAGGUAAUGAUGCUGAAGAUUUGGCAUCAUUUUUUACCAAUGAACCUGAGUUCAUCAAUGAACUGGUGUCAUUACUUAGCCAUGAAGAUUCAGUUCCUGAAGAAAUUCGGAUUUUGGGAAUUCUUUCAUUGGCUGCUCUUUGUCAAGAUCGAUCUCACCAGCCAUCAGUUUUGAAUGCUGUCACAUCUGGAAGUCAACGCAGUAUCCUUCCCAGUCUUAUGCAGAAGACAGUUGACUCUAUUAUUAGUGGUUCUGCAAAAUGGUCUAUUGUCUUAGCUGAAGCACUUUUCUCACUUGCAUCAGUGUUAGUCUCAUCAACUCCUGGUUCUUUAGCUCUGCGUGAAGUGGGUUUAAUACCUAUUAUAUUACCCCUCCUUAAAGAUACAAAGCCUCAACAUCUGCAUCUGGUAAGUACUGCAGUGCAUGUUCUUGAGGGCUUCUUAGAUUUUAAUAACAAUCCAGUUGCUGCAUCAUUUAGAGAUUUGGGUGGUCUUGAUGAUACUAUUACCCGGCUGAAGAUUGAAAUAUCUCAUGCUGAGAAAGGGUUGAAGAAAAAUGAAGACAACCAGCAGAGUUCCAAGGGAAAAGAGGUGCUUAGCAAUUCAUCUGAGCUGGAUAUGCAGCCUCUCUAUUCUGACGCCUUGGUGUCUUAUCAUCGGAAGUUGCUAAUGAAAGCUUUACUUCGCACAAUCUCACUUGCAAUUUAUGUCCCAGGAAGUACUGCUCGCAUUGAUGGCUCUGAAGAGGCUUUACUUCCACAUUGCCUAUGCACUAUUUUUAGAAGGUCAAAGGAUUUUGGCGGAGGAGUAUUUUCACUUGCAGCAAAUGUGAUGGUUGAUCUCAUACACAAAGAUCCCACUUGCUUCCCUGUGUUGGAUGCAGCUGAUCUUCCCCGGGCUUUUCUUGAUGCUAUUAUGAGUGGUGUUCUUAUCUCUUCCGAAGCUGUAAAAUGCAUUGCGCCUUGCUUAGAUGCCUUGUGCCUCAACAACAAUGGCCUCCAACUGGUGAAGGAUCGUAGUGUUCUGAUGUGCUUUGUGAAAAUACUGACAUCCAGGACUUACUUAAGAGCGUUAAGUGGGGACACACUGGCUACAUUGUCUAAUGGGUUGGAUGAAUUAUUUCGCCAUGCUUCUUCUCUCCGUGCUUCUGGUGUUGAUAUGCUUAUUGAGCUUUUGAAUACAAUAUCAAUAAUUGGAUCUGCAUCUGAAACUUCUCCUUCUAUGGAGUCUCUGAACUCCUCAGCUCCUGUUCCCAUGGAAACUGACCAAGAAGAGAACAAGUCUUCAUCAGCUGAUCAUAUGACUGGAACUUCUUCUGAUAGUGUCCAAGUCAGUGUUGAGUCAUUUCUUCCAGAGUGUAUAACAAAUGCUGCCCGCAUUCUUGGAACUAUUCUUCAGAAUUCUGAUAUAUGCCGUUUGUUCAUUGAAAAGAAAGGUAUUGAAGCUGUGCUCAAGUUAUUUACUCUGCCUCUUUUGCCUGGUUCUGUCUCUCUUGGCCAGAGUGUCUCUUUUGCUUUUAAAGCUUUUUCAAAUCAACAUUCUGCGGCUCUAGCCCGGACACUGUGUUCAUUUAUGAGGGAACGUCUUAAGUUGACUAAUGAGCUGUUGGCUUCAAUUUGUGGAACCAAGCUUAGUGAAGUUGAAACUGUAAAACAAGCAGAAAUUCUGAGAUGUCUUUCCAGUCUUGAAGGGCUGUUCUCUCUAUCCAACUUUCUAUUGAAGGGAACAACUAAUAUGGUCUCGGAGUUUGGGUCAUCAGAUGCUGAUAUCUUUAAGGACUUGUCAAUGGUGUACAAGGAAAUACUUUGGCAGGAUUCUUUAUCUAGUGAGACCAAGAUUGAAGAAAAGAAGAACACUGCACAAGAAGCUGUCCCUGGGGAUGUUGCGGUAAAUAAUAUUGCAGGAAGUGAAAUUGAUGAUGAUGUUCCAAUUGCCACCAGGUAUAUGAAUCCUGUAUCAUUAAGAAGUAAUUCUUCAUCUCAGUGGAGUGCAGAGCAGGAUUUCUUAACAGCAGUGCGUUCAGCUGAGCGGAUACACCGGCAUGGUCGACAUGGGUUGUCACGAAUGCGUGGAAGCCGCAUCAGCCGGCAAUUGGAUCUGUCAUACAUAGAUUCGGACAGUUCCCCUAACACACAUGAAAGUUCCCAAGAUAAUAAAAAGAAAAGCCCAGAUGUUCUUAUUGUGGAACUCCUUAUCAAACUUGGAUUUGCCAUGCGCUCCUGCUUUUCUGCUGUUCUGAAAGGAACAUUUCGUCGUAGGGCUGAGACUGCUACUCUGAGCCCUGUGUCAAAGAAUGUUAUGACUGCUCUUGCAAAACUUUUCCUUGAUGCUCUCAGUUACUCAGGCCAUUCUUCUGCCGGGCACACACCAUUGGCUGUCAAGUGCCAGUAUCUUGGAAAGGUUGUAGCGGACAUGACUGCACUCACCUUUGACAGCAGACGUCGUACAUGCAACACCGCAUUAGUUAACAGCUUUUAUGUGAAUGGGACAUUUAAAGAGCUUCUAACUACAUUUGAAGCCACAAGCCAGUUGCUGUGGAAUCUUCCAUGUUCGUUACCAUCUUCUGGGUCUGAUCAAGGAAAAGCCAAUGAUGAAAACAAGCUUUCUCAUAGCUUGUGGCUAUUGGUUACACUGCAGAGCUAUUGCCAGUUGCUGGAAUGUUUUGUCAAUUCAUCCCUGCUGUUAUCUCCUACAUCUCCUUCCCAGGGUCAGCUGCUUGUUCAGCCUGCUGCCACUGGGCUUUCUAUUGGCCUAUUUUCUGUUCCCAAGGAGCCUGAAAUGUUUGUCCGCAUGUUGCAAUCACAAGUUUUGAAUGUGAUACUUACUGUAUGGAGCCACCCUAAAUUUCCUAGCUGCAAUUCUGCUCUCAUUACCUCUGUGGUUUCUAUUAUUACUCAUAUAUACUCUGGGGUGGGCGAUCCAAAGCGUGUUCGAAGUGGUGCCAGUGGAAAUGGUGCAGGCCAACGACUGACAGUUCCCCCUCCCCUCGAUGAGUCUACAAUUGCUACUAUAGUUGAAAUGGGUUUUACUAGAAUUCAAGCAGAGGAGGCUUUGAGAAGUGUGGGUACAAAUAGUGUUGAGUUGGCUACUGAUUGGCUGGUUAACCAUCCUGAAGAAGUUGUGCAAGAGGAUGUUCAACUUGCUCAAGCACUCGCCCUAUCCUUGGGAAAUUCUUCAGAUACUUCCAAGGAUGAUAACAGUGAUAAGGCAAAAGCUGAGUUAAUUGAAGAGCAAGUCAUUGAGCUCCCUCCUAUUGAUGAUAUUCUUGCUACAUCUAUGAAGUUGUUUCAAAGUAACAUUUCAGUGGCAUUCCCUUUGACAGAUUUGCUGGCUACACUUUGCAGCCGCAAUAAAGGAGAGGACCGUUCAAAGGUGGCAUUGUAUCUAAUCCAGCAGCUAAAGCUUUGUCCAUUAGAUUUAUCUAAGGAUAUGGGUGCUUUGUGCUCAAUGUCACAUAUACUGGCCUUAUUACUCAGUGAGGACAGCAAUACCCGAGAAAUUGCUGCUGAGAAUGGUGUUGUCUCUUCAUUACUGGACAUCCUGACAAACAUGAGAGUAACAAAUGAAACAAAAAAUGAGGUUUCAGUUACGAAAUCUAUCAGUGCCUUGUUGCUUGUACUUGAUAAUAUGCUGCAGCCUAUACCAAAGGUUUAUACAGAAACUGCUGAAGGAUCAUCUGGAUCUGUGCCUGUUUCAUCUGAUGUGGAUAUUUCCUUAGAGAUCCCAGCUUCUGCUGCUGAGAAGAAACCUUUGUCUGCUGACAACGCUAAAGUAUCUGAGAAUGUGUUUGAGAAGAUUCUGGGGAAGCCUACUGGUUAUUUGACUUUUGAAGAGAGUCAGAGAGCAUUGAAUAUUGUAUGUGGAUUCAUAAAACAGCAUGUUCCAGCAUUAGUUAUGCAGGCUGCACUGCAACUGUGUGCCCGGUUAACUAAAAGUCAUGCUAUUGCAACUCAGUUUCUUGAGAGUGGUUGUUUGUCAAUUCUUUUUAGUCUUCCCCGAAGUUGCGUUUUCCCUGGUUUUGACAGUCUGGCAUCUGCUAUUAUUCGGCAUCUGCUUGAGGAUCCUCAAACUUUGCAGACUGCUAUGGAGUUGGAGAUAAGGCAGACCCUUGCUGGCAAUCUUAGCAGGCAUGCUGGUCGUCUUUCCCCAAGGUUAUUUCUUACAUCUAUGGCCCCUGUGAUAUCCCGGGAUCCUGCAAUUUUUGUUAGAGCUGCGGCUGCAGUUUGUCAGUUAGAGUCUUCAGGUGGUAGAAUGAACAUAGUAUUGUUGAAGGAAAAAGAAAAGGAUCGAGAGAAAUCAAAAGCUUUUGCCAAUGAAAAUGGAGUAUCCCCAAAUGAGCCCAUUCGGAUGAUUGAAAAUAAGCCUAAUGAUACACAGGGCAAGUGUUCUAGAAGUCAUAAAAAGGUUCCUGCUAGUCUUUAUCAGGUAAUUGAUCAGCUCUUGGAAAUUAUCAUGAACUAUCCAUCGACAGGACUUGAUGAACAUGACAGUUCUUCUACUCCUAUGGAAAUUGAUGAACCAGUAUCAAAAGAGAAGGGUAAAUCAAAAGUUGAUGAUACAAAGAAGGUUGAUUCUGAUAGCCUCUCCGAAAGGUCCAUAUGGCUGGCUAAGGUGACCUUUGUCCUCAAAUUGAUGAGUGAUAUACUUCUUAUGUAUGUUCAUGCUGUUGGAGUGGUAUUGAAGCGGGACAUUGAAGCAUGCCAAGCGCGUGGAUCUGGUCAAGUGGAUGGUGCUGGACAUGGUGGGAUAAUACAUCAUAUUUUGCACCAGCUGCUUCCUCUGUCUUCCAAGAAGAAUACUGAGAACCCCGAUGAGUGGAAGGUCAAGUUAUCAGAAAGAGCUUCAUGGUUUCUGGUAAUCUUAUGUGGCCGAUCUACUGAGGGGCGCAGACGAGUUAUCUCUGAAAUUGUGAAGGCGUUUACUUCUUUCUCUAGUUUAUAUUGCAAUUCUUCUAAAGCUACUUUGUUGCCUGACAAAAGGGUUCUUUCCCUUGCUGACUUGGUGAAUUCAAUUUUGUCAAAAAAUUCUGCUUCCAAUAACUUACCUGGAUGCUCACCUGACAUUGCUAAAGCAAUGAUAGAUGGUGGAAUGGUACAGUCGCUUUCCAGGAUACUUCAAGUAAUUGAUUUGGAUCACCCUAAUGCUCCUAAGUUUGUGAACCUGAUACUAAAAGCAUUGGAGAGUUUAACAAGAGCUGCAAAUGCUAGUGAUCAAACCCUCAAGUUGGACGGGCUGAGUAAAAAAAGGUCAUCUGGUGCGCAUGCAAGAACAGAUCAUUCUGCUGCUCAAGAUAUUGGUACUGAGCGUGAACAAACCAGAAACUAUCAGCUUGAGGCUUCUGAUGCAGUUCAAGGUGAAGACCAGCAAAUUCAGGAUUCCCCUCAAAAUGAUAGGGGUCCUGAUACAAACCCAGAUCACUCUGUGGAACAGGAUAUACAAGUGGAGAGGGAGGAGAAUAUUGCUGCUAAUCCAGCAAUGGAACAUGGAGUGGAGUUUUUGCGAGAUAUGGAUGAAGGUGGUGAACUACCAAACUCAAAUGAGGUAGGGAUAGCUUUCCGGGUAGAGCGACGAACAGAUGAUGAUAUGGUUGAUGAAGAUGAUGAGGAUAUGGGUGAGGAUGGUGACGAUGAUGAUGAAGAUGAUGACGAGGAUGAUGAGGAUGAUGAGGAUAUUGUUGAAGAAGGAGCUGCUGUCAUGUCCUUGGCUGAUACUGAUGUGGAAGAUCGUGAUGAUCAUGGUCUAGGUGAUGAAUACAAUGAUGACAUGGUGGAUGAUGAAGAUGAUGACUUCCCUGAGAAUCGUGUAAUAGAAGUAAGGUGGAGGGAAGGAUUAAGUGGUUUGGAUAACUUGCGUGUUUUGAGGACAUCUGGUGAUGCUGGUGGUAUCAUUGAUUUUGCUGCAGAGACCUUUCAGGGUGUUAAUGUGGAUGACAUGUUCCAUCUUCGGCGGCCUUUGGGUGUAGAUCGGCGCCGUCAAAGUGGAAAUAGGACUUUACUAGAUCGAUCGGGACUUGAUGGGGGUGCUUUCCAACAUCCAUUAUUACUGAGACCGUCACAAUCAGGGGAACCAGGUGGUUCGAUUCGGGCCACUUCUGGAACCUCAACCAGAGAUUUGGAAGCUCUACCUUUUGGUGGCUUUGAUGUUGCACAUCUGUACAUGUUUGAUACUGGUCUUUCAACUGAACAUACUGCUGCUAACAUUUUUGGUGAGCGUUUGGUGGGAGGCGCACCACCACCGUUGAUCGAUUUCUCAAUUGGCAUGGACUCUUUGCAUUCUGGGGGAAGAAGGGGACCGGGUGAUAGUCGGUGGACUGAUGAUGGGCAGCCUCAAGCUGGCGGUCAAGCUGCUGCAAUUGCACAGGCAAUAGAGGAGCAAUUUGUGUCUCAACUACGUUGUGUUUUACCUGCCAAUAACCCAUCAGGUCACAGACGAUCUGGGCAUUAUGUGGAACAGUCUAACCAACAGUCGCUGCUAUUGAACACUGGUAGCCAAGUGCCAGCAGAUGUGGAUAAUCAACCUCCUGAGCAAGGCCAAGCGCAUGAUCAAGAAUUUGGUACCAGUCCUGUUCAUCAGCUAGGAAAUUUAGCUGAAAGAGAUUUGGGUCAUGGCAAUCUAUCACAUAUAACGAUUGAUGGACAAGCUGUUAUUGGAACAGAAGAGAGUCAAGAGGCACCAGAUACUGUCCCAAGGUUUCCAGAUGAUCUGAAUAUUUCACAUGAUGCUGGUGAGGGUAUGUGUGAGGCUGAAGAAGAUGGUCUUGCUAAUGGUUUACCAUUAGACACCAUUCCUGAUGUGGACAUGUCAUCUGUGGACCAACAUGUGAAUCAGCAGAUCCAAGAGGGUGAUGGUAUGCCUACUAAUCCUGAUGGAUCUUCAGGUUUAGAAAGUCAUUCUAGUAGUUAUGCCCUUAUAGAUUCAGGUUCAGCAAUUCCAGAUUUAAGUGAUGGUCAUGCUUCUUUAGACCAUGUCACUACUGACGUUGAUAUGAAUGGCAUACAUGCUAAUGAAAAUCAAGUUGAGAAUUCAGUACCUGCUUCCAAUGAAGAAGACUCAUCUGCAAUGCAAAGUGCAGGAAUUCCUCAGGAAUCUUCCCAGGCUGAUCAAUUUAAUAAUAAUGAAGCUUCUAGUACAAAUGCAAUUGAUCCAACCUUUCUAGAGGCUUUGCCCGAGGAUCUGCGUGCAGAAGUGUUAGCUUCCCAACUAGCAUCCAGACGAACUCAACCUCCACAGCUUUCAACUUAUGCUCCACCAGCAGCGGAGGAGAUAGAUCCUGAAUUUCUUGCUGCUCUUCCUCCAGACAUCCAAGCUGAAGUUUUGGCUCAACAGAGAGCACAGAGAAUGAUGCAGUCUCAGCAAGCUGAAGGACAACCGGUUGAGAUGGAUAGUGCUUCCAUUAUAGCUACUUUCCCUCCUGAGCUGCGUGAAGAGGUACUGUUGACCUCAUCUGAAGCAGUUUUAUCAGCGUUGCCAUCAGCUUUGCUUGCAGAGGCUCAAAUGCUCAGAGAUAGAGCUGCAAGCCACUAUCAUGCUCGCAGCCUUUUCGGAGGCAGUCAUAGGCUUGGUGGAAGAAGGCUGGCAGUUGACAGGCAAACAGUUAUGGAUAGAGGUGUUGGUGUUAUGGGUCGUAGGGCAUUUUCUGCGAUUCCCAGCAGUUUAAAGGUUAAAGAAAUUGAAGGGACACCACUCCUUGAUAGAAAUGCAUUGAAAGCUUUGAUUCGUCUCUUAAGAGUAGCUCAGCCUCUUGGCAAAGGCCUUCUGCAAAGACUUCUGUUCAAUCUCUGUUCACAUAGCGUCACUCGGGCUAUACUGGCUGGCCUUUUGAUUGAUAUGAUUAGACCAGAAGCUGAUGGCUCUUGUGGGAUCGCAACAGAACUGACAUUAAGGCUGUAUGGCUGCCAGUGGAAUGUUGUUUAUGGUCGUCCUCAAUCCUCAAAUGGCCUGCCACCUCUUGUCUCACGUCGUGUGCUUGACAUUCUUACUUAUCUUGCUUCCCAUCAUUCCUCGGUUGCGGACAUUCUUUUCUACUUUGAUUCAUCAUUGGCUUCUGAGCCAUCUCUUGUUACCCAUUUGGAAAGCAAGGAGAAAGGUAAAGAGGUAAUCUUGGAUGCAAUGGACUCAUCAACAGCACUAGAUACUCCUCAUAAGGGUGAUAUUCCUCUAAUAAUAUUUCUGAAGCUACUCAAGAGACCAUUGUUUCUGCGCAGCAAUUCACAUCUUGAGAAGGUCAUGAGUUUGCUCCAGGUUGUCGUUAAUCAUGCAGUAUCAAAAGUUGAUUCCCAACCUGAAACCGGACAAGCAUCUGGCAGUGCUGAGGUUUUGCCUGAAAAUGAUGCUCCUAGUGAUACCCAUAAAGAUCCUUCCGCUUUGGAGAGCAAUCAACCACUAGAUAUUGAUGGAAAGCCCAUUGCUGAUGUGCCAUCUCUGGGCGUCAAGGAAACUAUAAAGCCAUAUGAUAUUCUUUCACAGCUUCCUGAGACUGAUCUUCGCAACUUGUGUGGCAUUCUAGCUCAUGAAGGACUUUCAGAUAAAGUGUACUCUUUGGCUGCUGAAGUGGUGAAGAAAUUAGCCUUUGUUGCUAGUUCUCAUCGGAAAUUCUUUGCAUCCGAAUUGGCUUGUUUAACACACAGCUUGAGCUCUUCUGCUGUGAAUGAACUAGUAACUCUCAGGAAUACGCAGAUGCUGGGAUUAAGUGCUGGUUCGAUGGCUGGGACUGCAAUAUUACGUGUUUUACAAGCCCUCAGCCUGCUCAUUUCAGUCGAUGGGAACAAUGAAGAAGUUACUAGUGAACAUGAGGACCUCCUAGUAUUGUCUAAUCUGAAUGCGGCACUUGAACCAUUAUGGCAAGAAUUAAGUGAGUGCAUAAGUUCAAUUGAGGCAAAGCUGGAGAAGACCUCCACUUUCUCUUCUCCUAUGCCGAUGUCAGAUGCUGCAGACUUUUUAGGUGGUGCUCCCUCUCCGUCCCCACCUCUUCCACCCGGCACACAACGGUUGUUGCCAUUUAUAGAAGCUUUCUUUGUCCUGUGUGAAAAGUUACAGAUGAAUCAAACAAUGAUGAUGGCAGACAAUACUGUAACUGCAAGAGAAGUUAAGGAAAUUUGCAAUAGUUCAUCUUCACCAUAUAUGAAAUCUGGUGGGGCUGGAAAUACGACAUUUGCAAGAGUUGCUGAGAAACACAGGCGCCUUCUUAAUGUAUUCAUAAGAAUGAAUCCAAGUUUACUGGAGAAGUCACUCUCUAUGAUGUUGAAAGUACCAAGGCUGAUUGAUUUUGAUAAUAAGAGAGCUUAUUUUCGCUCACGGAUCAGACAGCAACAUGAUCAGUACCAUUCUGCUCCACUAAGGAUAAGCGUGCGCAGGGCAUAUGUCUUAGAGGAUUCCUACAAUCAGUUGCGGAUGCGAUCCAGUCAAGACCUCAAGGGUCGAUUGACUGUGCAGUUUCAAGGAGAAGAGGGUAUUGAUGCUGGUGGUCUCACUAGGGAAUGGUACCAAUUGCUUUCCAGGGUCAUCUUUGACAAGGGUGCUUUGCUUUUCACCACUGUCGGAAACAAUGCCACUUUCCAGCCUAAUCCCAACUCUGUUUACCAGACAGAACACCUCUCCUAUUUUAAAUUUGUGGGCCGUGUGGUUGCUAAAGCACUAUUUGAUGGUCAACUUUUAGAUGUUUAUUUUACCCGCUCUUUCUACAAGCAUAUUCUUGGCGUGAAAGUGACGUAUCAUGACAUAGAGGCUGUUGAUCCUGAUUAUUACAAGAAUUUGAAGUGGAUGCUUGAGAAUGAUGUGAGUGACAUUCCUGACUUGACAUUUAGCAUGGAUGCUGACGAAGAAAAACACAUACUUUAUGAAAAAACAGAGGUUACUGACUAUGAGCUGAAACCUGGAGGACGGAACAUCAGGGUCACAGAAGAAACUAAGCAUGAGUAUGUAGACCUUGUUGCUGGGCACAUACUGACUACUGCCAUUCGUCCUCAAAUUAAUUCUUUUCUGGAGGGGUUUAAUGAAUUGGUUCCAAGGGAUUUGAUUUCCAUAUUUAACGAUAAGGAACUUGAGCUUCUAAUUAGUGGGCUUCCUGAAAUUGAUCUGGAGGAUCUCAAAGCUAAUGCAGAGUAUACUGGCUACACUGCUGCAUCUAACAUUAUCCAGUGGUUUUGGGAGGUUGUUAAAGCAUUUAACAAGGAGGAUAUGGCAAGACUCCUCCAAUUUGUAACUGGAACAUCUAAGGUUCCUUUAGAGGGCUUUAAAGCCCUGCAGGGUAUUUCCGGUCCCCAACGAUUUCAGAUCCACAAGGCAUAUGGAGCUCCUGAAAGGCUACCUUCUGCACAUACCUGUUUCAACCAGCUAGACCUACCAGAAUACACAUCGAAAGAACAGUUAGAAGAACGCUUGCUGCUUGCCAUUCACGAAGCUAGCGAAGGUUUUGGGUUCGGUUAAUUCAUCAGUCUCUUCCGAUACUCACUCAAAACAGUCAGCCACCCUAUCUCUUUUUGUUCGCCUUGUACAGAUCGCGGAGGCACCAAGGUCGAUAAAAACUUGAUGAAAUAUGAAAUUUAAAGAGUGAAAAGCACACGAGGCGAGGAAAAUUAUCUCCGGUCUCCGCCUGAGUGUCUCCCUAACAUGUUGAUAUGCUCGGAGAUCAUCGAUUAGGUUCACCUGGGGUUUCUUACUACCCUCUCAUUCAUCUUUCUUUUUGGCUUUUUUAUAUAUGCUCCAUAAUCAUCAGAAUUAUAACUUUUGAAGAACAAACAAUUUUAAUCCUUUUGUCAGUAUGUAAAUCUUUGAUUUUUAUCAAUUUCGUUUGUCUUGAGAUGCUGGUAAAUAAGUUGUUGGUCAUGGUAUAGCAUUUUGUUUUGAUCAAGCAGGUCAUUAGAGCUGAUUUAUUGAUGAGAAUUUUGUGUGUGU
Messenger RNA from Dioscorea cayenensis subsp. rotundata (Guinea yam), 12007 nucleotides. RefSeq names its product E3 ubiquitin-protein ligase UPL1-like. Lineage: Eukaryota; Viridiplantae; Streptophyta; Magnoliopsida; Dioscoreales; Dioscoreaceae. Gene Ontology annotation, molecular function: ubiquitin-protein transferase activity; protein binding. Gene Ontology annotation, biological process: proteasome-mediated ubiquitin-dependent protein catabolic process; protein polyubiquitination; positive regulation of protein catabolic process. The record is from RefSeq and is a predicted model, not a curated record.